GGAAUGCAUCACAACUCUCCAGUUGUUCAGAAACUCUGAAGCGCUGAACUAUCGUUUUUUAACGCCCGAGUCCAAAAGAGAGAAAUUAACAGUCAGCUAUUUCUUACACAGUGCGACAAAGAAGACUUCCAUUCGUCUCUCGAAGGUCAAAAUGAGUUACAAACGAUUACUAAUUGCCUCUUCCAGACCAAGUGGACUGUCCAGGAUCAGUCAUUGCUUCCUUUUCCAAAGAAAUGAAUCCACGGUUAGUAUAAAAAGCGAAGAAGAUCGAAGGAGUCCAGGAAGUGCGUCGAAAGGACCUUCGCAUCUUUAUCAUCCCGGGUCGACACCGAUUCUCGAGCAGACCAUUGGUGAUCUAUUAAAACAGGCGGCUUACAAAUGGCCAGACCGCGAAUGCAUAGUUUCUCUUCAUCAGAACGUGCGGUUGACCUUUUCGGAGGUCCUGAAACGUGCUGAUAAACUGGCAGCAGGUUUGAAAAAAUUAGGACUAAACCAAGGCGACAGAAUCGGUCUUUGGGGUCCCAACGACGUCGAAUGGUUUCUGACAUUUAUGGCCACGGCCAGAGCAGGACUCAUCCUUGUGGCGAUUAAUCCAGCAUAUAGGCGCGAUGAACUCGUAUAUGCCUUGACAACGACAAACGUCAAAGUCCUGGUUUGCCCAGAAAGUUACAGAUCUCAAGACUAUGCUCAAAUGGUUCUACAGGUCAAAGAUCGCUGCCCCGCGCUGGAGCACUGCAUAGUCUACUCGGAAAAUCGUGUCGCAGGUACGCGUCAUUUUUCCGAUAUCGAGACCCUAGCUGGUAAAGCAGAAGUGCAGGCCAUUGCAGAGCAACAAGGGGAGAUUUCACCCUACGAGGGAUGCAAUAUACAGUUCACAUCCGGCACCACCGGAAAGCCCAAAGCCGCCCUUAUUUCGCACAGGUCCUUCGUGAAUAACUCCAGGCAGUGCUCGGAAAGGAACGAGUUGACGGGUAAACACGACAAGAUCUGCUUGAACGUUCCGUUUUUCCACGUCUUCGGCCUCGUAAUGGCGGAAAUCUUGUGUCUGCACGCCGGCACCACAAUCGUGCUCGAGGGCCCCACCUUCAACCCCAAGAAUUCCCUGCACGCUGUUGCAAAGGAAAAAUGCACCGUUAUGUACGGAACCCCGACGAUGUGGAUUAACAUAGUAGACGCGCAGAGUCGCAUCGGCGCGCCGGUGGAGUCUCUUUCUCGAGGGGCGACCGGAGGCUCUCCAGCAUCCCCAGAACUCUUCAAGAGGAUUCGCGAGUUCCUUAAGAUUGAUAACAUGAAGUCCUUGUACGGAUUGACGGAAACCACGGCGGCAAUUUUUCAAUCAAUGCCUGGAGAUUCGAGGGAACUUCAAGAAACCACUGUCGGACAUUUAUCCGACCAUGUUGAAGCUAUGGUCGUCGAUGAAAAGUGUUUUCCAGUUCCGUUUGGUACAGCUGGCGAACUUUGGACCCGGGGGUACACCAAUAUGAUGAAAUAUUGGGAAGACCAGGAGAACACAGCGAAAACAAUUACCAAGGAUGGAUGGGUGAAAACCGGAGAUCUAUUCAUCCUACACGAAAACGGUUACGGCCAAAUCGUUGGCAGGUUAAAGGACAUCGUUAUUCGAGGCGGUGAAAAUAUAUUUCCAAAGGAGGUCGAAGACUUUCUCGAAUCUCAUCCAGCAGUAUUGGAGGUACAUGCAUUUGGCGUUCAUGACGACGUGUACGGAGAAGAGCUUUGUGCUUGCGUUCGACUCCAAAAAGGCGCCAAUAUUACCGCAGAAGAGCUUAAAUCAUACGCACUCGGAAAGAUCGCUCGUUUCAAGAUACCGAAAUACAUCGUCUUCGUAAAUGAAUUUCCAAGGACGACUAGUGGGAAGAUUCAAAAGUUCAAACUAAAAGAUGAUAUGGAAAAACAGGGAGCCGUUCCGACUGCUCCGCAGAAAUAAAAGAGACGUGGUAGUAAGAGAUAAUUAGGAAACGUGAAAAGGCCUGUAAUGAAUUUCUAUUUAAUUUCGCAGGGAGAGCAUGACUCUCGAUCGUUAGACAAAGAUCGGUUAAAAUGGCCUUGACCGAGAUUUUCUUGUCUGAUGUUAUGGUAACGAAGCCCGGGACGAUUUCUCGACAAUAUAACUAGAUCUAGAGCGAUCUCUUGACGUUGCACUUGGAGAGUAAUCAGUAUUUCAAAGGAGCCGGCAUUUGAUAGUAUCAAAGUUGGUCAAUUAUACUUAACAGAAAAAAAGAAAAACACACGUAACGCUUAAGCUACGCGUUAAAUAAAUUACUGAUAAGCUAUUUAUUAAUGUGGCAUUAAAAAAAUGGGUGCCAUGCGUAUUAGAAGUGAAACUCUGCCUUCAUUUUUAUGUCACUUUAAAUGACAAUGAUUAACCUGAGAACAACGCACUAACGUUAACGAAAGCGAUCGCGGGAAUUGUCUCGGUACUAACACACAAAGGUGAAUGUAAAUAACUAUUAACGGUACAUAAAUUCAAUACAUGUUUCACUUUUCGUUACGCUCCCACUUCUUAAGGUGUGAUCAUACACUAUACUGUUAUAAGAAGUUUCACUUCAAACUUGGCGGAAAAUAUUAAAAUUGAAUGUCGAAUAUGAACUCUCGGAUACUCGCGGAAUUGUCCCACGUAUUAUCCAAGUAUGAAUGGAAUGUACACUGUAAAAUAAUUCCGGCCAUUUUUUUAUAAUUCUACCAUCUAAUCUAUUAAUCGUAUGUAUAUAUUGCAAUUAAACAGAGGGCGUGGAUAAUGGAAACGAGCAGAGACUUGAAGUAUCUUAUAAAAGUGAUUUCGUAUAUUCUCUAAAAUUUUCGGUGCACAAACGAUAGGAUCAAGUUUUACAGGAUAUCACAGAAUUUAUAA
Messenger RNA from Orussus abietinus, 2866 nucleotides. It is a transcript of the gene Acsf2, whose product is annotated as acyl-CoA synthetase family member 2, mitochondrial. Lineage: Eukaryota; Metazoa; Arthropoda; Insecta; Hymenoptera; Orussidae. The transcript has 8 exons. Gene Ontology annotation, biological process: fatty acid metabolic process. The record is from RefSeq and is a predicted model, not a curated record. The coding region runs from base 152 to 1942 and encodes 596 amino acids. Gene Ontology annotation, molecular function: medium-chain fatty acid-CoA ligase activity.